This is a messenger RNA of Nicotiana tabacum (common tobacco), 2837 nucleotides long. Its product is annotated as cuscuta receptor 1-like. Gene Ontology annotation, molecular function: protein binding. NCBI's taxonomy places the organism in Eukaryota, Viridiplantae, Streptophyta, Magnoliopsida, Solanales, Solanaceae. The record is from RefSeq and is a predicted model, not a curated record.
AAAAAUGGAGAUCAGUACUUUACUAUGGUUUUGGGUAAUUGUUUUGGUUGGUUUGGUUUAUGGUAAUUCAACCUGUUUGGAAGAAGAGAGAAUUGCUCUGUUGCAUAUCAAAGCAGCCUUUAAAAAUACUCAUUAUUCCACUUGGGUGGAUAAUAAGAAAAGUGACUGCUGUAAAUGGGAAGGUGUAAAAUGUAGUAACAGUACUACAAUGCAAGUAAUUGAACUCUCUGUCCAUGGGACAGACCCAAAACAGAAUACUAUAUAUUUCAAUGCGUCUAUGUUUCUGCCAUUUCAAAGUCUUGUGGUUCUAAACUUGCCUAACAACUACUUAGUAGGUUGGUUUGAAAAUGAAGGUUUUGAUAAGUUGUCUGAGUUAAGGAAUUUGAAGGUUCUUGAUUUAAGUGGUAAUAAGUUCAAUCUUGGUGUUCUCUCGUCUCUCAGUCAGCUUACAUCUCUCAAGUCUUUAAUUCUCAGCGGCAAUCCUUUGGACAGUGUGCCUACUAAACCUAGCUUUGACAAACUCACAAAUUUGAGCAACUUGGAAGUCCUUGACUUAGGAUAUACUCUCAGAAAUCACAACGAUCUGCAAUCAAUCUUAAAUUUAAAUGAUUUCACCAGAUUGAAGUAUCUGGAUAUAUCCGGGAAUCAUUUACAUACUUUUGGAUCAUUUGAUUACGACUGGUGCCAUUUUAAAAACCUCCAAGAGCUCAGAGUUGGUAGUAAUAACUUUGAUGGAAUGCUUCCCUCUUGUCUUGCAAACUUAACCUUUCUUCAAAGUGUCGAUAUCUCUAACAAUCGGUUCACUGGAAAUAUUGCGUCUUCUCCACUUUCUAAACUCACAUCUCUCGUAUCUCUAAACGUUUUGAAUAACAACUUAGAAGUCCCGGUUUCCUUUGAGGCCUUUGCUAAUCAUUCUAGCCUUAUAGAGGUAUAUACUGAUGGAAAUAUCGGUGUUCCAGAAACUGAAAGUCGUGCUUGGGUUCCAACGUUCCAACUGAAAAUCUUUUCCAUGUCGAAUUGUACUCACCUUCAAACGCUGCCUAGAUUUCUUCACUACCAAAAUCAGUUGACGUUCCUUGAUUUUUCAUUGAACCAUUUAAGAGGAAGUUUCCCGAAUUGGCUUUUCCAAAAUAACACACAACUUACAGGAUUGUCUCUGGGUGGUAAUGCUUUCAUUGGAUCCUUCAACCUGCCUUUACAUGCCCAUCCUAGUGUCAAGUACAUCGGUAUAUCAGAGAAUCGAUUAAGUGGGCAACUUCAAGCAAAUAUAAGUUCAGUGAUUCCAAAUCUCGUACUUUUGAAAAUGAGUGGAAAUUAUCUCGAGGGACAAAUACCUGCUAGCGUUUGGCAAAUGAAACGUCUUGAAGCACUAGAUUUGGCAAACAACCACUUUUCAGGAGAAUUACCAACCGAAGUUGUCAUUCCACAGUCAAUGCAAUAUUUGCAUUUGAAUGGAAACAACUUCACAGGCGAAAUUCCGAAGUCACUUUCUUCCACUAAUUUGGCAGUGCUCGAACUCAGCAACAAUAGUUUGUCUGGCAUGAUUCCGCAGUGGAUGGGUCAGAUGUCAGGAUUAGUCCUACUUGCCAUGUCUCAUAAUCAUCUUCGAGGUCCCAUUCCCAUAGAAUUGUGCAAUCUUGAUCGUCUUAGGUUCUUAGACUUGUCGGAGAACCAGUUCUCCGGAUUGGUUCCAUCUUGUUUCAGCCACUUGGAACACCUUUUUCUCAACAAGAAUCACCUGAGUGGAAACCUUACCCAUGGAUCGACGAACAACUCAGCUUUGCUCACUCUAGAUCUCAGUGAUAAUAAUAUUGUAGGAACCAUUCCACAAUGGAUUGGCAACCUUCCUGCACUCAACAUUCUUCUUCUUAAAAACAACAAAUUUGAAGGUGAAAUUCCAAACCACCUAUGUCAUCUACAAAGAUUGAGAAUGCUCGACUUGUCUCAUAAUCAUCUCACAGAAUCAAUUCCUAGCUGCUUGAGUAACAUAAGUCAAGAGGUGACUUCUCAACAAAUGUUUCGCUUACCAGCACUGAAAAGUUUUGCCUUUCAAAGUGUAGCAUUUACGAGUGUAUACACUAUGUUUGACGCGGUAAGAAUGAAGGUAGAGUUUACAACAAAGAGCUCUUCCUUUAAUUAUGAAGGCGGCCCCCUACUUUACAUGUCUGGAAUUGAUCUUUCUUCAAAUCACUUAAGCGGUGAAGUUCCUAUUGAGCUUGGCAACUUAAGUGAGAUACAAGUACUAAACUUUUCGCAUAACAAUCUCAUUGGAUCAAUUCCAAAGACAUUCUCCAAUUUGCACGAAAUUGGAUGCAUAGAUCUCUCCUACAACAAGUUGAGUGGAAGAAUUCCUGAUGAGUUACUAGAGCUACAUUCGUUGGCAGUCUUCAGCGUAGCACACAACAAUUUAUCAGGUGCUGUACCCGAGCUUAAAGGUCAGUUCAGUACAUUUGACGAAAGCAGCUAUGAGGGCAAUCCUUUUCUUUGCGGACCACCAUUGCAUAUCAAUUGCACCAAUGCUCAAUUGGAACAUCCGAUUCAAUCAAACGAUGGAAACGAAGAAGAAGGAGAAGAUGGAUUCAUAGAUAUGGAGAUAUUCUACAUAAGCUUUUCAGUGGCUUUUCCAGUUUUUUUCAUUGGGGUCAUCACAACUCUUUGUGUAAAUAGCAGUUGGCGAAAUCAAUGGUUUCACUUUGUAGAGAACCUUGUAUUCUCAUGCUACUAUUUUCUGGUAGACAGAGUUACUGAUAUCUGUAGUAAGGUAACAUCUUGACUAUUAUGUAUAUCCAAGAAAUUGCAAAAAUAAAUAUACUUGGGGAGUGAGUCUUUUGAACAAA